AUCUGCAGCCUUCCAAAACUACUGCCCAACUGCCUGUGAUGGAUCACCUGCUGUACGGCGACCCCUCCGGUAGCAGCUUCUCUCCGCUGGAGGCUCAGAUCUUCUCCGGCGAGCUGCCGCCGUCACCGACAUGGCCGAAUCUCGACCUCGACCUCGACCUGGACCUCGACGUUCUCGAGGACGACAUCGUCCGCGAGCUCUCCGAGAGGCCGGCAAAAGCGGCAUCGUCAGGCUCCGGCUCCGGCGGCCCUGGCUCCCACAAGAAGCUCAGUCACAACGCAUACGAGCGCGACCGCCGGAAGCAGCUCAACGAGCUCUACCUUUCACUCCGUUCUCUCCUGCCGGACGCCGACCACACUAAGAAGCUGAGCAUUCCGACGACGGUGUGUCGAGCGCUCAAGUACAUCCCCGAGCUGCAGAAACAGGUCGAGAAUCUGGAGAAGAAGAAAGAGAAACUGGCUAGUGCCAACUGCAAACCAGGGGUACUGAGCGUGAGCGGUAGCAUAGCUCCAACUGUGUCCGCUACUUGCCUCAACGACAAGGAAAUCAUGGUUCAGAUCAGCAUGUCAAGAGAUAAGGAUGCUGCUACAACUCUACCUCUUUCCAAGUGUAUCAAUGUGCUGGAAAACGAAGGACUUCAGCUCAUUAGUUCAUCGACCUCCUCCACCUUUGGGAACAAAAUGUUCUAUAACCUCCAUCUUCAGUUGAGAGAUAACAUAUAUGGGAAGUCUUAA
This is a messenger RNA of Hordeum vulgare subsp. vulgare (domesticated barley), 734 nucleotides long. Its product is annotated as protein IRON-RELATED TRANSCRIPTION FACTOR 2-like. Gene Ontology annotation, molecular function: RNA polymerase II transcription regulatory region sequence-specific DNA binding; protein dimerization activity; DNA-binding transcription factor activity, RNA polymerase II-specific. The record is from RefSeq and is a predicted model, not a curated record. The coding region runs from base 39 to 734 and encodes 231 amino acids. Gene Ontology annotation, cellular component: RNA polymerase II transcription regulator complex. NCBI's taxonomy places the organism in Eukaryota, Viridiplantae, Streptophyta, Magnoliopsida, Poales, Poaceae. The transcript is spliced from 3 exons. Gene Ontology annotation, biological process: regulation of transcription by RNA polymerase II.